Molecule: messenger RNA, 919 nt
Organism: Coffea eugenioides
Lineage: Eukaryota; Viridiplantae; Streptophyta; Magnoliopsida; Gentianales; Rubiaceae
Exons: 1
Coding region: 167-580 (137 amino acids)
Source: RefSeq, a predicted model, not a curated record
UUUGUGCAUUUAAUUCAUCUCCAAGCAACCACCACUACUGAACAUCCUAUAAAAAGCCAAAUUAAGAAUCUGAAAGAUGAAGCAUCUCACACUAAAUAAAAUACUCUAGUGGUACUAGUAUCUGCUCUUCUAACAUUGAAGAGAAGGUAAACCAAAAGCCACCAACAUGACAACCCUAGUUUCCUUGCUUCUCUUCCUCAUUCUUUCCUCGUCUACCAUCACCAGAGCUCAAGAAAGAGCCCCCCACGGGCUUGCAUACGAGAGUCCAAUGGCUAUCUCACCUGAAGCCUAUGACUUCUUCCAUCCCGACACACAACCACAGCGGGGUAAUGGCCCUUGUUUUUCACCAGAAUGCUCGACAUUGCCUGAAGCAGCAACCGUGCUGUCAACUCCAGCACACGAAAGCACAGCACCACCAGAUGCAGGUAAAAAGCGUCUGGGAGCUGGUAGUAUUGCUAGCAUCCCUAUUGGCUUGGUGUUUGCUCUGCUUGCGGGAGUUGGUGUUUACUAUGUUGUGAUGACCCGUCAGACCAAUGCAGCCCGAGCCAAAGCUGCACAGCAGCUUCAACCUGCCGUUUAACAUGUUCUUCUCUCUAUUUACAAUAGGCUGAAUCAAAUUCGGGACACGGUCAAUGCCUUUACAGAAUGCCAGCUUGAGUUUGUAAUUUUCGUUCUUACGCAUGUGAUCUGGCUCAUGAGCCAUAGCUAUCGUUUCUACUCUAGAUUCAAGCCAUGUAUCUUUGUGCAGAUGAUAUGCUUUUACAAGUGAUACCUAUUAUUUCUGCAGUAGAGAUAAGUGAUAUAUUGUAAUCCAGAUGAUAUACUUGACGAGUAGUAGCAGAUAUUUCCAUAUUGAAGUAUGGAUUGUUAUACAGAUGCGGUUCUCACAUCAACCAAAGGCUAUAAUUUUUCUUUCUUA